UCGUUUUAACGGGUGAGCCCUAUCCGGUCCCAUAGUCUCGUGUCCGCCGUGUUUAUUGUUCGGAGUGGGGGAAAAAUGAAGAAGUUCAACAUCAGGAAGGUGCUGGACGGUUUGAAAGAAGUGUCUUCCUCCGCCCCGUCCGUCCAAGUGGGGCCACAGGAGAACAACCUCGUCCACGAGACCCUCCAGUCCGAGCAUUUCCAGCUCUGCAAGACUGUCCGUCAUGGCUUCCCCUAUCAGCCGUCAUCCAUGGCCUUCGACCCGGUGCAGAAGAUCCUGGCCGUUGGGACCCAGAGCGGGGCUCUCAGAUUGUAUCCUUUCCCUUUGAUCUGCUGUUGGCAGAUAGCAUGGCUGCCGUCCAGCCGGCUCAGCGGGCCUCACUGCUCCACUGGAAAGGGCCGGCGCAUGGCGCUCUACGCGGACCACGCUGCAGCCAGCGCUAUGUACGACUCGCCUGGAUCAGUGUGGUCCACCGCAGGCCUGCACAUGCCGCAAUCGUCCAAGGCCCACCCGGGACCGGUGGUGCACAUCAGCGACAACCCAAUGGACGAGGGAAAGCUCGUAAUUGGAUAUGAGUCGGGGAUCUUGGUCAUGUGGGAUCUGAAAUCAAAGAAGGCCGACUACCGCUACACCUACGACGAGGCGAUCCACUCGGUUGCCUGGCACCACGAGGGCAAGCAGUUCAUCUGCAGUCACUCAGACGGAACUCUGACCAUAUGGAACGUCCGGGGUCAGGGGAAGCCCAUCCAGACCAUCACACCGCACGGGAAACAGCCUAAGGACGGGAAGAAGCCAGAGCCCUGUAAGCCCAUCCUCAAAGUGGAGUACAAGACCACCAGAGCUGGGGAGCCCUUCAUGAUCCUGUCCGGGGGUCUGUCCUACGACACGGUGGGCCGGCGGCCCUGUCUCACCGUGAUGCACGGGAAGAGCACCGCCGUGCUGGAGAUGGACUACCCCAUCGUCGACUUCCUCACACUCUGUGAGACCCCCUACCCCAAUGAUUUUCAGGACCCCUACGCCGUAGUCGUGCUUCUGGAAAAGGAUUUAGUGGUGAUCGACCUUGCACAAAAUGGUUACCCGAUCUUUGAGAACCCCUACCCCCUGACCAUCCACGAGUCCCCCGUCACCUGCUGUGAAUACUUUGCCGACUGCCCCGUGGAUCUCAUUCCUGCACUUUAUUCAGUCGGCUCGCGGCAGAAACGACAGGGCUACAGCAAAAAGGAGUGGCCUAUUAGUGGUGGAAACUGGGGUCAGGGCACACAGAGCUACCCAGAGAUCAUCAUCACGGGGCAUGCCGACGGAACAGUGAAGUUCUGGGAUGCUUCUGCAAUAAUGCUCCAGGUGCUGUACAAGCUGAAGACGGCCAAGGUGUUCGAGAGGAGCCGGUCCAAGGAGGACAAGGGCAGCAUGGAGUCGGACGAGGACCCCUACGCCCUCCAGAUCCUGGCCUGGUGUCCUGAGAGCCGGGUGCUGUGCAUGUCGGGCGUGUCCGCCACCGUGCUCAUCUACCGCUUCAGCAAGCUGGAGGUCACCACGGAGACGGUGCAGCUACUGGAGGUGCGCAUGCAGUACGACGUGAACGACAUGGACUCCCCAGAGAUGGGGGGCGGGGACCAGACGCCGGCCCUGGCCACCCCGGGGGCCUCCCCCCAGACCAGCGGACCCCCGUCACACCCCUCCACCAGCAGCAACAACUCUGACGGAGGCAACAUGCCCUGCCUUAAGGUGCGCAGUGCUCCUCUGAAGCAGUCUCCUGGGUACCAGGUGGACCUGGUGGUCCAGCUGGUCUGGGUGAGCGGAGAGCCCCCCCAGCAGAUCACCAGUCUGGCCCUCAACUCCUCCUAUGGCCUUGUGGUGUUUGGCAACAGCAACGGGCUGGCGGUGGUGGACUACGUGCAGAGGUCGGUGCUGCUGAACCUGGGCACCGUGGAGCUGUACGGCUCCAACGACCCCUACCAGAGGCAGCUGCGCUCACCCCGCAAGGCGCGCCAGCCCUCCGGAGGUCUGUGCGACAUCAACGAGGGAUCGGCAACGUCAGAAGACCGCUGCAAGUCUCCAACCUCAGUGUUGAUGUCAAACAGCAAUCUACAGCAGUUCUACAAUGGCGGUGGUAGAGGAGCAAAGAUGUCACGGAAAUUAAGCUUGCCAACUGAGCUAAAGCCAGACUUGGACCACCGGGACAACUCCUUCAGCCGCUCGCGCUCCUCCAGCGUCACCAGCAUCGACAAGGAGUCGCGCGAGUCCAUCUCCUCCUUCCACUUCUGCGACACCUACGUCCGCAAGGGCGACUGCGCCUUGACGCCCUGCCUGUACGUGGGCACCUCCCUCGGCACCGUGCUGGCCGUGGCGCUCACGCUGCCCCCCGCUGGCGAACAGAGGCAGCUGCAGCCCGUCAUCGCCUCGCCCAGCGGGAUGCUGGAGCGCGUGAAGGGCAGCAUCAUGCGCAUGGCGUUCCUUGACUCGACGGGCAUGCUACUGCCCCCGCCCCAUGAGCCCUGGUUCGAGCCCAACUUGACGGCGUCAGACGGCGAGGAGAAAGGCCGCAAGCGGCGUCCGGUGUCGGUGUCGCCGUCGGCCUCGCAGGACCUCAACGAGAGCCAGUACGCCGUGGUGUGCUCGGAGAAGCAGGCCAAGGUGCUGUCGCUGCCGUCGCAGAACUGCGUGCACAAGCACAGCAUCACGGAGGCCUCCUUCAUCCUGCGCGCCGACGUGGUGCAGAUGAGCAACAGCGUGUGCCUGGCGGUCUUCUGCGCCAACGGACACAUCAUGACCCUCAGUCUGCCCGGCCUGAGGCCCCUGCUGGACGUCAACUACCUGCCCCUGACCGACAUGCGCAUCGCCAGGACCUUCUGCUUCACCAACCUGGGCCAGGCCAUGUACCUCACCUCCCCCACCGAGAUCCAGAGGAUCACCUACAGCCAGGACACCUGCGAGAACCUGCAGGAGAUGUUAGGUGAGCUCUUCACACCCGUGGAGACACCAGAGGCCCCCAACAGAGGCUUCUUUAAAGGGCUCUUUGGAGGCGGCGCACAGUCUCUGGACCGGGAGGAACUAUUCGGAGAGAUUUCGUCCGGGAAGGCCUCCAGGAGCCUGGCCCAGCACAUCCCGGGGCCCGGGGGCCUGGAGGGCAUGAAGGGCGCGGCCUCGGGCAUCGUGGGCGACCUGGCCCGGGCCAGGAUAGCCCUGGACGAGCGAGGACAGAAGCUGGGCGAGCUAGAGGAGAGGACGGCGCUCAUGAUGAACAGCGCCGACGGCUUCUCCAAACACGCCCACGAGAUGAUGCUGAAGUGCAAAGACAAGAAGUGGUACCAGAUCUGAUGUGCC
Gadus chalcogrammus (walleye pollock) is the source of this 3324-nucleotide messenger RNA. Its product is annotated as syntaxin-binding protein 5-like. The transcript is spliced from 26 exons. The coding region runs from base 76 to 3318 and encodes 1080 amino acids. Gene Ontology annotation, cellular component: SNARE complex; plasma membrane; cytoplasm. NCBI's taxonomy places the organism in Eukaryota, Metazoa, Chordata, Actinopteri, Gadiformes, Gadidae. Gene Ontology annotation, biological process: regulation of exocytosis; regulation of protein secretion. The record is from RefSeq and is a predicted model, not a curated record. Gene Ontology annotation, molecular function: GTPase activator activity; myosin II binding; syntaxin binding.